Messenger RNA from Thamnophis sirtalis, 2724 nucleotides. The record is from RefSeq and is a predicted model, not a curated record. NCBI's taxonomy places the organism in Eukaryota, Metazoa, Chordata, Lepidosauria, Squamata, Natricidae.
AUUCUUUGCAUAAAUAGACUGGCUUUAGAAAGUGAAUUUGUUUCCUGUCAACUGCACCAGUGGAUUGAUUUGAUUUUUGGCUAUAAGCAGCAAGGGCCAGAAGCUGUCAGAUCUCUAAAUGUUUUCUACUAUCUGACCUAUGAAGGAGCUGUCAAUCUCAAUUCAAUAAUGGAUCCAAUGUUGAGGGAGGCAGUGGAAGCUCAGAUCCGAAGUUUUGGACAGACUCCUUCCCAAGUGCUUAUAGAACCACAUCCUCCAAGAAGUUCUGCUAUGCAGUUGUAUCUCCUUCUCCAGAGUCCAUUGAUGUUCACAGACCAAGCUCAACAGGAUGUCAUCAUGGUCCUAAAAUUUCCAUCCAACUCUCCUGUAACUCAUGUAGCAGCCAACACUCAGCCUGGUUUUGCAAAUUCUGCUGUGAUUACUGUCACCGUCAACCGAAUAUUUGCUGUAAAUAAGUGGCACAAUCUUCCUGCUCAUCAAGGUGCUGUACAAGACCAGCCAUACCAGCUGCCAGUGGAAAUCGAUCCUCUCAUAGCUAGCAAUACAGGUAUGCACAGAAGGCAAAUCACAGAUCUUCUGGACCAAAGUAUUCAAGUCCAUUCCCAGUGCUUUGUUAUCACUUCAGAUAAUCGCUACAUCCUAGUCUGUGGAUUUUGGGAUAAAAGUUUUCGGGUGUAUUCUACUGAUACGGGAAAACUAAUGCAAGUUGUGUUUGGACACUGGGACGUUGUUACCUGCCUUGGCCGCUCUGAAUCUUAUAUUGGAGGAAACUGUUAUAUUCUAUCAGGGUCUCGCGAUGCCACCCUGCUGCUAUGGUACUGGAAUGGUAAAACCAAUAGCAUUGGUGAUAACACAAAUGGUGAAACUGCUGCUCCUCGGGCAAUCUUGACUGGACAUGAUUAUGAGAUUACCUGUGCAGCAAUUUGUGCUGAACUUGGUGUAGUGAUAAGUGGCUCUAAAGAAGGAUCAUGUCUCAUACAUUCUAUGAAUGGGGAUCUGCUGAGGACAUUAGAAGCUCCUGAAAACUGUGUGAAAGCAAAACUUAUCCAAGCAUCAAGAGAGGGUCACUGUGUUGUAUACUAUGACAAUGGUCAUUUCUGUGUAUUCAGUGUGAAUGGAAAACUCCACUCCACUAUGGAAACAGAUGAUAAUAUCAGGGCAAUCCAGCUGAGCCGUGAUGGGCAGUACCUCCUCACAGGAGGAGACAAUGGAGUUGUUAUGGUAUGGCAAGUAUAUGAUCUCAAGCAACUUUUUGCCUAUCCUGGUUGUGAUGCUGGAAUCCGAUCCAUGACUCUUUCAUAUGACCAAAGGUGUAUAAUGACAGGCAUGGCUUCUGGCAGCAUAGUGGUUUUCUACAAUGAUUUCAACAGGUGGCAUCAUGAAUACCAAACCAGAUACUGAAAUAUGAAUUAAACUGAUGUGGCCGUGCAGCUCUUCUCAUAUGGAGACUUGAAACAUACACAUCUCUCUUUAGUAUCUUGUCAUAAUCUAGAUCUUAUAAAUAGUUAAUAUAUCUGAAUGUAACUUAAAUUUGCUGGGAGAUGCUAUUUUUUGAAGUUAAUUGCUAUUUUUGUAGACUUUGCUUGACUUUUUGGGAUGGGGAAAAACAGAAGAUGAUUGUUGGGGUUCUGUAGCUUAUAAAGAAAAUCUAUAUUUUAUAGUCAUAGUAAAUCUAUUUUGAUCAUUAUACUGGGGGGGUGGAGACUGUAAUAGGGUGGCUAUAAUUCUUGUAUUAGCUAUAUUAUGAAACAUGUUUCUCAUGUAAAUCUUUAUAAUCUUAUGGAAUAUUUGAUUUUAAUGAUGGAAAUUGCUAUAACAAAGGAAGUUGGUUAUAAUACCAGCAGUUAUAAUACUGACAUUUUAAACUGUGCUUAUCCCUCCCUUCCCUUUUGUCUUGUACUUUUACAGUGAUAGCGAACUUGAAGCACUGAAUUUUCUGAAAAUCAAGAAUAUUUAAAUUAUGUAAUUUUGUUUUCACAUCUGUGUAAUGAUCAAGUGUGAUUCUAGAUCUAGGUGAUUAGUAUACCUUUUAAAUUAUUAAUUUGUUAUUUUAUUGUAUGGUUAAGAGAGAAAUAAUCAUAAGCAGAAUUUAUACAUCAAGCAUCAAGCCCACUGUUCUUCAAAAUUAAGGUCUAUUUUGAGGAUUUUGGAAGUAUUCUAUUAUCUUCUGUACUUUUUGAAACCAUGUGUGGAUCCAAAAAACCCCCACUUGUGCUGAAUAUCUGCUAUUUUCCUUCGGCACCUAAAAUGGAAAAAGCUAUUGUGUGCCUACAAAAACAACUAGAGAACUGUAUUGCACAAGCCUUAUAUUGAUUUUAAAAUCAAGACAUGUUCCCAUCAAAUCUGAUUCAAUCAUGCUGACAAUCUUUCUUCAAGCUCUUGGGAAACUAAAUAAAAUUUAUUAUGAACAAUGUUAUUUUGGUGUUGCAUAAAUUCUACUUAAUAUAUGAUUGCUGUGCAAAAUUCUGUAAUUAUAUAUGUGAAAAGUAUUGUUUUUAGUAUGUACUGCAAAAAAUUAUUUCUUGAUGUUGAUAAGUUGUCGUUUAAGAUUUGAAAUUUACAUUUCUCUGUCUUUAUCGAUAUAUAAUUUCUUCAACUAAUUAUUUGAAGCAAUUUGUAUGCUUUUUUCCUAAUAUUCAAAUAGCCCUUCUUUAUAUGAGCAUCAGAAAGGGGAAAACUCAGUUUGAAACAAGAUAUUAAAUAAAAAAGGCAUUUGUAUUUUAA